Neodiprion fabricii is the source of this 1904-nucleotide messenger RNA. RefSeq names its product glycine-rich cell wall structural protein-like. The record is from RefSeq and is a predicted model, not a curated record. The coding region runs from base 84 to 1358 and encodes 424 amino acids. Lineage: Eukaryota; Metazoa; Arthropoda; Insecta; Hymenoptera; Diprionidae. The transcript has 4 exons.
AGAGAGAGAGAGAGGAAAGGGAGAAGGAAGCGAGGAUCUCGUUAUAAAUACACCGAUCCGAGGCGUGAUGCUCACAGUCAGUCAUGCAACGGCAUCAAGCAAAACUCAUCGGCCUUUUGGCCAUACUCGCGGUUAGCGUUCAGGCUGAAGAUCACCAUAGAGCGCGUCGCGGCGGAGGCGGAGCAGGAUUCGGCGGCGCUGGCGCGUUCAGCAGUGCGAGCUCAUCCGCAUCCUCAUUCAGCGGAGGCGGAAAUGCUAAAUCGAGCUCAACUUCCUACGCAAGCGGUGGCGGUUCGGCAGGUGCGACCGCAUCAGCUGGAAGCACGAACACCGGAGGCGGUUCCAUCUCUGACAUCGGUCAGGCCGGAGGCUUGGGAAAGGGUUUCGAAUACUCCAAUGGUGGAAAUCUAGGAGCCGGAGGUGGAUAUCAAGGAAGCGGCGGCGGUCACUUAGGAGGUGGCGGCGGAUAUCAAGGAGGUGGCGGCGGAUAUCAAGGAGGUGGCAGCGGUGGAUUCGGCGGCGGCAAUUUCGGUGGCGGAUACAGCGGCGCUGCCGCCAACGCCGGAGCUGCCGGGGCCGGUUACGGAGGCGGAAACCAUGGCUUAGGCCAGAGUGGAAGUUACGGACAGUCCCAGGGCGGUGCAUUCGGCCAAAGCCAAGGAGGUGUCGGAGGCAUCAGGGGCAACGGUGGCAAUCAGGGUUACGGCGGCGGUUAUAACCAAGGUGCUCACCAAGGCUAUGGCGGUGGCGGCGGCGGUUACGGCCAACCCGGCUUCGGGAGCGGCGGAGGUGCUAGUGCGGGUGCGAAUUCUGGUGCGAUCGCCGGAGGCUUGGGAAGCGGUGGCUCUGGGAUUUACGGCGGGAACAAAGGACUCCAGCAGGGCUAUCCAAGUGGUGGCAACGGCCAAUUUGGCUCCGGAGGUUGGGGAGGCAAUGGAGGCUGGGGGGGCAGUGGAGGCGGCAGCGCGAGUGCGAAUGCCCUUGCGAGUGCCACUGCAAAUGCCGGUGCGAAUGGUGGAAGCCUUGGCAACGGAGGUUACGGGGGUUACCCCGGCGGCGGAGGCGGCAUCCACGGCGGCUACGGCGGCGUUCCCGGAGGUUUGGCGAACCCGGCUGGAAGUUACGGCGGCGGAAUCGGAGGUGGCUCGGCGCAAGCAGAGGCGGACGCGAAGGCGGGGUCGAAUUUUGGUGGACCUGACCAUGGUUUUGGCAUCUUUUCACGUAUCGGUGAUGCCGACGAGGGUAUAAGCAAGUCCGGCACCGUCGAUGGCGCCAAAGGUGUCUUCAGCUCCAGCCAAGUUGAGAUUAACGACAAGGGCAAAGGAACGUACAAGGUUAACGCUGGGAAGUUUCGUUAAACGAAAAAGUGAACCACAAUACUAAGAAUCCCGAGACGAAAUAACUGUUUCUUAGUUUGUUGUUAUUAUUAUUAUUAAUACCAUUGUCAUUAUACAGUAUAAUUUCGAUAGUGAUAGAAUGGAAAUCAAUGGACAUCGACAACUAUAAAAAUAAUAACUGUAAUAAUGAUGAACUGUAUUGAACCACGAUGUGCAAUUACUUGGAAGAGAAGAAAAAAAUGUAAAACAUAAUUUAUAAUUGUUGUAUUUGUCCUCGUUAUGCAAUCGCGGGUGUUGCACGAAAGCAAGUUAUUCCGUUUAUUCUAUUUCUUUUUUUUUUUUAUAAAAAAAUUUCAAUUGCUUAUUGCUGUCAAAUUUAUGUACACCGUAAAUCGCGGACGUUGACCAGAUAAGUAUAAAUGCAUAACAGUGAUAUACAUAAACCCUAUGUAUACAGAUAAUGUUAUGCUCUAUUGUAACGCUCGAAUAUAAUCUACAGUAGUGCUGCGAUGUGAUAAAACUUGAAUCCAAUUCGUAAAAUAAACGAAAAGAUUUUUUUUAUGUAAA